AUGGUCCAUUCCGGUCCUGAUGGAGGAGCCACAGCCAAGGACAUGAUGGAAGUAAAACAUUCGACAGAAGUGCCGCCCCAUCAAGACGCCGCCUCUGGAUCUUCAGAGCUUCUUGCUGUUGUCAUCAUGUUGGCCUAUUUUGUCGUCAUGGUGGGUGCUGGUGCGUUUGCUUGGUACAGGAGCCGAAAACGCCUGCAGCAAUAUCUUGAACGGCGACAACUCAGAAGACCACAAAGAUUUGAAAACGGUAGUCGUGUUUUAAAAAUUAAGUACUGUAGCUGUGAGUCCCUGGAAUAA
Mesocestoides corti is the source of this 297-nucleotide messenger RNA. The record is from the annotation of a GenBank genome assembly. Lineage: Eukaryota; Metazoa; Platyhelminthes; Cestoda; Cyclophyllidea; Mesocestoididae.